This is a messenger RNA of Dreissena polymorpha, 354 nucleotides long. RefSeq names its product L-rhamnose-binding lectin CSL3-like. The record is from RefSeq and is a predicted model, not a curated record. Lineage: Eukaryota; Metazoa; Mollusca; Bivalvia; Myida; Dreissenidae. Gene Ontology annotation, molecular function: carbohydrate binding. Bases 1 to 354 code for a protein of 117 amino acids. The transcript is spliced from 2 exons.
AUGGUGUCCUAUCUGACAUGCCUUCUCGUUGUCGUGGCUUGUUUUGUACAUUCAGCACUGGGCGGCUCAAUAGUCUGUGGUGGCGGAGACAUGUGUAUGAACUGUCCACCCGGGCAGAAGCUGGUCUUGGGCUCGGCCAUUUUCGGGCGCAAACAGGGAGCUUCCAUUUGUCCCUCUCAGCAAAUUUUCAACACAAACUGCAUGUCGACAACCUCCACCGAAAAGGCCAAGAGUGUGUGUGAUGGGAAAAGCCUGUGUUGUCUCAAUGCCAACAUAAUCGUAUUUGAAGACCCUAGUCCCGGCACAUACAAAUACCUGGAGGUCGACUUCGCCUGUUUCUCUAUUUUACCUUAG